AUGACUCUCUACUACACUCUCGUUUUUGUCCUCCUGGUGUUUGAGAUGGCCGUUUUCCUAGGCUUGAUCAUUCCACUUCCCUUCGCCGCUAGGCGGAAGUUGUUUAACUUCAUAUCUGAAAGUCCGAUAGUAGCUAAGAUACAAUACGGUCUGAAGAUUACGUUUAUCUUCAUCCUGAUCCUUUUCAUUGACAGCGUCAAUCGGGUGUAUCGUGUGCAGCUUGACGUGGCCGCUCUUCACAGGGAAGGUGGCAGUGCGGGAGCUGCUGCCAUUGGCACCGAUCGCGCUGAGAUUCAGGCACGGAAGUUCUAUUCGCAAAGGAACAUGUACCUGUGCGGUUUCACACUGUUUCUCUCGCUUAUUCUCAACCGUACUUAUAUCCUGAUGUUGGAUGUACUUCGUCUAGAGGACAAGGUCAAGACACUCGAGGGAAGCAAGAAGGCUGGCGUUAAGGACGCAUCCGAGAUUAGCAGCCUGAAGAAGCAACUCGAAGCCAAGGACGAGAACAUUGCGGCUCUGAAGAAGGAGCUUGAGAAGAAAAACGUUGACAUUGAGACCCUGAAGAAGCAGUCCGAGGGACUGGCUGCUGAAUACAAUAAACUGGGAGACCAGAUCUCACCCAAGACCGAUGAGGCUAGAAAAUCCCAGUAA
Molecule: messenger RNA, 651 nt
Organism: Monascus purpureus
Lineage: Eukaryota; Fungi; Ascomycota; Eurotiomycetes; Eurotiales; Aspergillaceae
Source: the annotation of a GenBank genome assembly